Molecule: messenger RNA, 6093 nt
Organism: Camelus dromedarius (Arabian camel)
Lineage: Eukaryota; Metazoa; Chordata; Mammalia; Artiodactyla; Camelidae
Gene: ZGRF1
Product: zinc finger GRF-type containing 1
Exons: 29
Coding region: 212-5902 (1896 amino acids)
Biological process (GO): double-strand break repair
Cellular component (GO): site of double-strand break; nucleus
Molecular function (GO): helicase activity; zinc ion binding
Source: RefSeq, a predicted model, not a curated record
UUUGCGUAAUAGACGGGUGAAGUGAGCUUUUUCCCGGGGUUUCCGGGGAGUGAGGGUGGAUAGGCCAGGGGUUUGGGCUAGAAGCGGUGUCGCCGAUUUGGCGUGACGCGACAAAGGAAUUUGCUCCCUCAGAAGAGGACCGGUGGUAUAAAUAGUUGAAUAACCACUGAUAAUUUUCUGGAUCUGACUAUAUAUAAUUUCAGAAGGAACAAUGGAACACCAAGAAUUUAUUGUACUAUAUACUCAUCAAAAGAUGAAGAAGUCAAAAGUGUGGCAAGACGGAAUUCUAAAGAUCACUCACUUAGGAAACAAAGCAAUUUUAUAUGAUGACAAAGGACAGUGUUUGGAGAGUAUAUUUCUUAAGUGCCCUGAGGUGAAACCUGGAGAUGAUUUAGAAAGUGAUCGUUACUUAAUCACAGUCGAAGAGGUUAAAGUUGCUGGAAGCAUAGAUAUUAAACAGGAUGUUAGUAAAGAAGCACCAGCGGUAAAUUCAAAGAGGUUUUUAUCUUCUGGCCAGUCCCUUGGAUGUCAGCCUUCUGGUUUGAAAAGGAAGUUUACUGGUUUUCAAGGACCACAUCAAGUGCCAAAGAAAAUGGUUAUUUCAGAAAAUGGUGAAUCAGCUGCUUUACUUGAGGCUAAGAAACCUGGCCCUAUUUUUCUUUCUCCAUUCUACAGUACACCUCCUUUGUUUUCUACUGUUGGCAAGGAAGAUAUAAAUAAUAUGACAACAGACCAUGGGAACAUUGUCUCUUAUAAGAACAGAGAAAGAAAUGGCAUACCUUUUUCUUCUGUUGUCUCUACACCAUCCUUUGAGAUUAACCCAGAAAUGCUAUGUGAAGAAAAUUAUCUUUGUUCUCCUGUCAGUUCUGUAAAUAAGCAUUCAGAUUCUUUACUGACCAACGAGCCCAUGAAAAGAGAGAGUUUGGUAUCUCACUAUUCAGGAGUUUCACAAAACAUUAGAAGCAAAGCCCAGAUAUUAGCUCUGUUGAAGUCCAAGCCAAUUAGUACGUCUAAGGAACUAAAUUCUGAGAUUACAAGACAUUUCCCUCAGAUAAAACCACAAGGAAGUUUAAAAAUUCCUACUAAGUCAGAGUGCUUAAUUGAACAGGAAGAGGAUGCUGAGGUGAAAAGCACAGAAAGUUUAUACCACCACUAUCAAUCAGAAAAUGCCAUGAGAAAUAAAAGCCGGUGGGCCAUAUAUUUAUCUUCACAGAGUUCAACUAUGCAUUCUUCUUCAGUAGAAGGGAAUGAUACAGAAAAAAACCCGGAGGCCCAGGGAGGUAAUAUAAAUUUAAAUUCGAAAGACCUUUUUGUGCAAAAAAGGAUACAGUUCUUUGAAACAAGUGCUGAAAAGGGAAAAAAGUAUAAUGAAGACAAGCCAGUAGAUGAUAAUGAUCAACCCUGGGAUCAAGAAGUAAAAUUAGAAACUCCUUCAUUCUGUGAAAGCUGCAAUUUACCAGUUACCUGUAGCAAUGUAGAAAAUGAUGGCUUAUUAGAAUCUGACGUUCCAGAAAAUAAUAAAAUGCCUGUUAAUCACAAGUACCAGAUGGAUAUAAAAGAAUCAAUUCUCAGAGAAAAGGCUCAGGAGAUAAAUAUACAUGGAACACCAGAAAGGGCAUAUAAACAUCUACAAAUUGAAUCUAGUAACAAUUCUGGGAUCUCUGAUGACAUUACUGAUACGUUUUCUAAAAGUAAUACUGAUAAUGAAAACCUUAGUAGUAUUCAUGAACCUGUGAAUAAUGUAGCACAACCACUUGUGGAGGUAACUUUUAAUCUGAACAAUUUUGAAACCAGUGACACUGAGGAGGAGUCACAGGAAAGCAAUAAAAUCUCCCAGGAUUCAGAGGGUUGGGUAAAGGAAACUUUGGUUCAUGACAGCAUUUCAAGAUGUGAGAAUGUAAGCGGUAACAAAGUUGACAGUGAACACUUGCCUCUCUCAGUGCCUAUUGGGGGCAAACUUUCAGAGACAUUUCCUAUGAAAGAGAUUCUACCAUCACAGUUUUGUGAUAAAACUUGUGUAGGCUUUGACAUGGGACCUUGGAAAGCUGGAAACACUGGAAAAGAAAUAAAAGAAGAGUGUAAUGACACAUUAAGCUAUUUUGACUCAUCUUUCGAGUGGACUGAUGAUGUAUGCAUAGGUAAUAAUGAAGACACUAGUGAAUCUAUCCAAAAAGUCAGAGUUAACUAUGAUUUUGCUUCACACCCAAAUAAAUCUAUAGGUAUAAACACAGAUUUACAUAGUCCUCAGUUUUUAAACAUAUCCAGUAAUCAGAAUCCUGAAAACAGCCUGUUUUCAGAAAAGGCUCAGCCUCAGCCUUUUUUUGUGGGAAGUGACUUAGACAAAAAUACUGAACAGGUUUUACCAUUAACCUCUAGCAGUGACAACAGUAUCCGACUAUUAAAUGCGAAUCAGAAUCACUCUGAAGAAUGUAUUGCACUUGGUAAAUCACAUAGUCACGUUUCCAAUUCUUCGUUUUAUCCUCUGGGGAAAAAGCAUCCUAUUUCCAAAGACACAGAAGCACAUGUUCCUGAAUCUGAAGAUUUGGGAAGGAGUAGAGGUUUACAGCAGGAUGCUACUGAAGUGGGAACUGUUGGAGAAGGCAAACAAUAUGGGAAUAAUCCUAGAAAUUCUUCAGAACUUUCUGGAUUAGUAAAUAACAUUUUCCUAUUAAAAUCAUUGUCUGAACACAGUACGGCUUUAGAAGGCUUGGAAAUACUGAAAAGGAAAAAUAACUCCUUUAAACAACAAGGAACCCAGCAGACAUAUGAGCCAGCUAGGAAACCAUUGACUACAGUAGUGUCACAAGCUAUACCAAAGUCUCCUUAUCUGAACCAGGAUCCUCAACAGAUGAUAAAAGAAAAUGAAGUUGAACCGAGUGAAUCACUUCAGUCUUUGCAGUUCUUUCCCUUGGGCAGUGAAGAAGAGACUGCUUUUCCAGCUCUUAUUCCUAAACAAAUGGAGAGAAAAAUCUGUGACCCUAAGUCCUCAGAUGAAGAAAACUUUCCAAAAGGAGGUACUAACUUUAAUAUUGAAGACAAGUUUCAAGUGAUAGCUGAGUCUAAUAAGGACUCAGUUGAAAAUGAUUCAAUUUUAGAUUUCUCUCCUAAAGAUUCAGAACAUUCUUACCAUUAUUUGGAUUAUAACUUUAAAUCAGCAGAGAGUACUUCGUGGGAAGCAAAUAAGGUGACAUCACCAGAACAAAAGAUCUCAACAUUAAGCCCUCUUUCUACUUUUUCUCUGAACUCAAGAGAUGAAGACUUCGUGUUAGAAUUCUCUGAGGAGUCCCUGAAAGCAAGAACUUUACCUGUAAUGAAAAAGUCAAGUUCUCUGGAGAAUAAGAACCUUCAAAGACUUUCAUUAGAGAUAAAUGACUCUGAGCUAUGCUUCCCAAGUGGGCAGAAAAUAAAAUCUGCGUAUCUUCCCCAAAGGCAGAUUCACAUACCAGCUGUUUUUCAGUCUACUGCUCAGUAUAAGCAGAUUUUUACAUCUUGUCUCAUAGAACAUCUAAAUAUAUUGCUGUUUGGGUUGGCACAAAGGUUGCACAAAGCCCUUUCAAAAGUUGACAUAUCAUUUUAUACAUCAUCAAAUGGAGAGAAGCAGAAAAAUGUAGAAAAUAAUGUGCCCUCCUGCCAUCAUCAUCACCCUGCAAAACUUGUCAUGGUUAGAAAGGAAGGUCCAAAUAAGGGUCGUCUUUUUUAUACCUGUGAUGGACCCAAAGCUGACCAGUGUAAAUUUUUCAAGUGGCUUGAAGAAGUGACCCCAGGAUAUUUAACACAGGAAGAAUCUCUACCUAGCAUGGUUUUAAGUGAUAUAAAAAGUAUUGGCUUGUACUUAAGAAGUCAGAAGAUACCCCUCUAUGAGGAAUGCCAGCUUUUGGUGAGAAAAGGAUUUGAUUUUCAAAGAAAACAGUAUGGUAAACUAAAGAAGUUUACUACUAUAAAUCCUGAAUUUUAUAAUGAACCUAAAAGCAAACUUUAUCUUAAGCUAAGUCGGAAAGAAAGUUCUUCAACUUAUAGCAAAGAUGAUCUUUGGGUGGUUUCAAAAACCUUGGACUUUGAUUUGGAUACUUUUAUUGCAUGUAGUACUUUCUUUGGACCAUCAUCUAUCAAUGAGGUAGAGUUACUACCUUUGAAAGGUUAUUUCCCUUCGAAUUGGCCCAAUAGCACAGUGGUCCAUGCAUUACUGGUUUGUAAUGCUAGCACAGAGCUGACCACUUUGAAAAACAUUCAAGACUACUUUAAUCCAGCUACUCUACCUCUAACACAAUACCUGUUAACAAUGUCUUCAUCAACUACAGAGAGCAACAAGAGAGUCAAUAAGAGAAAGUUUAUCCCACCAGCCUUCUCAAAUAUUAACACAAAAUCUGAACUACUCAGUCUAGGAGCAACAUUGCAGUUAGCUAGUGAGUUAAUUCAGGCACACAAGUUAAACAAAGAUCAAGCUACAGCUCUGAUUCGGAUAGCUCAGAUGAUGGCAUCACACGAAAGUAUGGAAGAAGUGACAGAACUGGGAGUUCACACCCUCCCGAUCACGAUCAUACAUGGUGUUUUUGGAGCAGGAAAGAGUUAUUUGCUGGCAGUGGUGGUUUUGUUUUUUGUGCAGCUAUUUGAAAAGAGUGAAGCUCUCACAGUUGAAAAUAAAAGACCAUGGAAACUUUUAAUUUCUUCUUCAACUAAUGUAGCCGUCGACAGAGUACUUCUUGGGCUUCUUAGUCUUGGAUUUGAAAAGUUUGUCAGAGUUGGGAGUAUCAGGAAGAUUGCCAAGCCGGUUUUACCUUACAGUUUGCAUGCUGGCUCAGAAAAUGAAAGUGAACAAUUAAAAGAACUGCAUGCACUAAUGAAGGAAGACCUGACUCCUAUGGAAAGAGUCUAUGUGAGAAAAAGUAUUGAGCAGCAUAAACUGGGGACCAAUAAAACCCUGCUGAAGCAGGUUCGAGUAGUUGGAGUUACCUGUGCAGCCUGCCCGUUUCCAUGCAUGAAUGAUCUUAAAUUUCCUGUGGUUGUACUGGAUGAGUGCAGUCAAAUAACUGAGCCAGCGUCUCUCCUUCCCAUUGCAAGGUUUGAGUGUGAAAAGCUGAUUCUUGUUGGAGAUCCCAAACAGCUUCCUCCUACUAUUCAGGGUUCUGAUGCAGCUCAUGAAAAUGGAUUGGAACAAACGCUUUUUGAUCGACUUUGCUUGAUGGGUCACAAGCCAGUUCUAUUGAGAACCCAGUACCGUUGUCACCCUAUAAUCAGUGCUGUUGCUAAUGAUCUGUUUUACGAAGGAAGCCUCGUGAAUGGCGUUUCAGAAACAGAGAGGAGCCCUUUACUGGAAUGGCUACCAACCCUGUGCUUCUAUAACGUUCAAGGACUGGAGCAGAUUGAAAGAGAUAACAGCUUUCAUAAUGUGGCAGAAGCUGCUUUUACACUCAAGCUGAUUCAAUCAUUGGUUGCAAGUGGAAUAGCAGGCUCUAUGAUUGGAGUGAUAACAUUAUACAGAUCCCAGAUGUACAAGCUUUGUCAUUUACUCAGUGCCACGGACUUUGACCAUCCUAACAUGAAAGCUGUGCAAGUGUCCACAGUAGAUGCUUUUCAGGGAGCUGAAAAGGAGAUCGUUAUUCUGUCCUGCGUAAGGACAAGACAAGUAGGGUUUAUUGACUCAGAAAAAAGAAUGAAUGUUGCAUUGACCAGAGGAAGAAGGCAUUUGUUGAUUGUGGGAAAUCUAGCCUGUUUGAGGAAAAAUCGACUAUGGGGCCUUGUGAUUCAACACUGUGAAGGGAGGGAAGACGGAUUGCAGCAUGCAAGCCAGUAUGAACCACAGCUGAACCAUCUGCUUAAAGAUUAUUUUGAAAAACAAGCAGAAGAAAAACAGAAGAAAAAGAGUGAAAAAGAUAAAUCUCAUUCACAAAAAGACGUGGUAUAGUUUGUAUUUAUAUAAAUUCACAUUCAUUUUACACUAUACAUUUUCAUAUUUUUAUUACCUGAAAACCCUUAUUAUUAAAAAAGUACAAUAUUUAAAUAAAAUUAUACACAUAUAAAAAAUUUGCUCUUCAAAAACUUAAUUACGUUAUUAAGAUGUUUGUUGAUAAUGUAAAAAUCUUACUAAUAAAUUUU